GUGAUGUGAGCAUUAAUUCCUUCUCUCUCAUUUAUAUAUAUACACAUUGAGUCAUUGACAUAGCAGAAGAUAUACCAAUUCGUGUGUCUCAGCUCUUCAAUUUCUAUCUUUGAAUUCAAUGGAGCUCGAACCCAUUGAGUUCCUCACCAACUACAGUUACUUUCCAGCUGAAACCUUCAUCCAAACUCAUGAAUUUGCUGAACACAGCCAUGGAAAUAGUUCUUGCUAUUCCCACUCAGAAAACAACUCCUCCCAAAACUCCCUCCAAGAUGGAAGCUUUUUGGAAUAUGGUGAUCAAGAUCUGAUUUUUCUUGAAGAAGCAUUGGAAUUCGAUCCAACCAAUUACAACCCAGAUUUCCUUUCGACCAGCACGGAUCAAAAUCCUGCAGAAAUGGAUUCAUGGAUCCAACCCAAUGAAAAAGAUGGCUCCUUUUUCGAGGGAAUUCAAGCAGAGCUAAUGGAAGAAGAGAGCUUAACGGAUCUCUUAUUGGCCGCAGCUGAGGCUGUUGAAGCACAAAACCAGCCACUUGUUUCAGUUUUGAUCGAAAAGCUGAAGAAUUUACUUUUAUGCGAUUCUGGCUCAUCACCAUUCAACCGGUUGGCUUGGUUCUUCACGCAAGGCCUCCAUUAUAAGAGUACUCUCACAAAUUUUUUUCCACCUCGUGAAAUGGCUGAUCAAGAAAAGAAAAACUCAAUUUCUGCCUUUCAGAUGCUUCAGGAGCUCUCUCCUUAUAUAAAGUUUGCUCACUUCACAGCCAACCAAGCGAUUCUUGAGGCAGCACAAGGAGAGGAAGCGCUUCACGUCAUAGAUUUUGACAUCAUGGAGGGGAUCCAAUGGCCGCCAUUGAUGGCUGAUCUUGCAGCUAAGAAAGAUUUCUCCUUGUUAAGGUUGACAGCUGUUGUACAGGACCAUGAAAACGAGACAAAGAUUGAGCAGACAGGGAGGAGGCUGUCAGAGUUUGCCAAAUCAAUCAAUUUCCCCUUCGAAUUCGAUCACAUGAGGAUAGAAAAAGCAGAGAACUUUGGCAAAAUUCAAGUGGGUCAGGCUGUAAUAGCCAAUUGCAGUGGGAUUUUGCACCACAUUUUGAGCCAUAGCAACAUAUCAAAGCUUGAAACUUUCUUAAGUGGGGCUGCCAAAUUGUCCCCAAAAUGUGUGGUUUUGGUUGAAGAAGAGCUUUUUAAGGUCUCCAAGCCCCAACCCAUGUCCUUUGUGGAGUUCUUCUUUGAGGCCUUCCACCAUUUCUCUGCUCUUUCUGACUCACUUCUCAGGUGCUUUUGUGGGGCUUAUGAAAGUGGGUUCAGGCAGGUGGAGGAGUUCUUGGGGGCAAGGAUUUUGGAGUCAGUGAGGCAAUUCCCUUGUGAUGAUAAUGUGAGAAACUUGUUGAGCAAUGGGUUUGAUCAUUACUUGAAAGGCUACAAGAAAAUUCCUUUCAGUUCUUUCAAUCGUUGCCAAGCUAAGUAUUUGGUGAGUUUGUUCAGAGGAGAUUUUUGGGUGCAGCAUGAGAAGUGCAGGCUAAGUUUGUGUUGGAAGUCAAGGCCAUUGUGUACAGCUACAAUUUGGGUUCCAAGAGUAAAAAGUGGAGCAAAAAUAUGAAUCAGAUUCAAGAUCAGUUACUCAACAAAUCAUUUUAUUUUAUUUUUUGAAAUUUUUAUU
Momordica charantia (bitter melon) is the source of this 1654-nucleotide messenger RNA. Its product is annotated as protein NODULATION SIGNALING PATHWAY 2-like. Lineage: Eukaryota; Viridiplantae; Streptophyta; Magnoliopsida; Cucurbitales; Cucurbitaceae. The record is from RefSeq and is a predicted model, not a curated record.